AUGUUACACGCUACUCUUGAGGAUAGAAGUUAUCCUUAUGAUUCAGAUUAUGCUAUGAUUGAAGUUGGCUCCGAUGAUGAGGCAAAUUAUUCUAAGUCAAUGUAUGGUGACGAAUUUGAUUCCAAAGAUGAAUACAUGCAUGUUUUGCUGGAUGGAUCGUUGAUUGUUCUAAGUCAUUAUUUGGUCGUUCAACCAUGGAAAACAGAUUUUUCUUUGACAGACGAUCGAAUUAAUUCUAUUGUAGCUUGGGUUCGCUUUCCAGGGCUACUCACCCACUUAAACCACAAGAAGGUUUUAAGAGCGCUUGGAAAUAAAAUUGAUCAUCUUGUUAAAAUUGACUACAAUAUUGCUCAAUGUGAUAGGGCCCGUUUUGCUAGGAUUGAGGUGGAGGUGGAUCUGACUAAACCCCUAAUCUCUUAUUUUGAGUUUAAAGGAAAAACUCAAAAAGUUGCAUACGAGGGAUUACCAGAUAUUUGUUUUCAUUGUGGUAAAUUUGGGCAUACCAUUAAUCUUUGUGGGGAUAACCCUGCUAACGUGAAUAAACCUCCAAACAAAUCAGACAAAGCCGCUAAUUCUGGUAGAGGUGGCGGAGAAAUGUGCCCUACAGAGGGGAUAAUAUUUAUGGUCCCUGGAUGA
Lycium barbarum (goji berry) is the source of this 636-nucleotide messenger RNA. RefSeq lists its product as uncharacterized. The transcript is spliced from 2 exons. Lineage: Eukaryota; Viridiplantae; Streptophyta; Magnoliopsida; Solanales; Solanaceae. The record is from RefSeq and is a predicted model, not a curated record. Bases 1 to 636 code for a protein of 211 amino acids. Gene Ontology annotation, molecular function: zinc ion binding; nucleic acid binding.